Molecule: messenger RNA, 377 nt
Organism: Paramuricea clavata
Lineage: Eukaryota; Metazoa; Cnidaria; Anthozoa; Malacalcyonacea; Plexauridae
Source: the annotation of a GenBank genome assembly
AUGUGUGAAGCAACAAACUUCGUCAUAACUUCAUCAAAAAGACAAAUAUCAGAGAGAAGACGAGCUUUGUUCAGAAGUGUUGAUGGCGAUAUGUUUUACCCACUGUCGGUGUGGCCAAAUGAUAUGAGAAGUGCGUUUCGGAAGAAACCAAUUGGUGAUGAAGAAACAUUUAAGUUAGCGCUGUUCCUGAUGGGCAAUGGCUGUCCGCCAACAAUGAUAAAAGAUUGGAUUGUGUCUUCAACAUUUUGGGAUAAAAAUAAAACAGUCAAACGAUGGGAACAAGUAAAUUGGAUUAUAGCGAACAUUACUAAACAUGAGAGAAGAUGGUUUUAUUUUGAUUUACAUUUCAGAAAGUUUUUGUAUAUGGAUCGAUCUGA